ACGAGUGCAGCGGGGAGGCUGUCAGUCCUCACCCUCCCUCCCAUUGGCUGCAGCAGGAUGCUCGGUGUCUCUCCUUCCUCCUCGAUCCUCAGAUGCAGCUGGAGCCGCCGCAGGUUCGCAAUGGAACGGGAAGCUUCACCUGUAGAUGUUUGACAUUACCUGCGUAGAAAUUAACCUACAAAGGUGCAUCUGAGGUAAAGGCUCGGCGCUUUCGGAUCUUGCAGCGACUGGAAUUAACUUCACCCCCCCAGUUCCUUUUGUUUUUGUGCGGGCGGCUGUCGCCCUGUGCUCCGGUGUCACGGGAUAGCGCAGGCUGCAUGGAGGGAUGUCGGCAUGGCUUGCACCAGGAGAACCAAAACUUUGGUGUCCACAUGCGUGAUCCUGAGCGGCAUGACCAACAUCGUGUGCCUGCUCUAUGUGGGAUGGGUAACUAAUUACAUCGCCAACAUUUACAUCAAAGUGCCCAUGCCUCUGCCAGAGAGAAAGUUAGAGGGGGACAAAAGAGGCGACACUCUCCGGAUCAUGGAGAGGCUCGAUCGGCUGGAGAAUGUGGUCAACCAGCACAUACAAGAGACUCCAGGAAGAAGAGAGGAUGGUCAGGCGGACACGUCCUUCUCUGAUUCGUCACUGUUCGCUCGCUGGGGUCAGGAUCUGAGUCCAGAAAACCGGCGAGUGGCGCUGAAGAUGUUCCAGUACUACGGCUACAACGGCUACCUCAGUGAUCGUCUUUCUUUAGACAGGCCGACAUCAGACCUGAGGCCUGAAGGGUGCAGAAACAUCACUUAUCCUUUAAACCUUCCUCAAGUGAGCAUAGUGUUCAUUUUUGUGAACGAAGCCUUGUCUGUCAUCCUGCGGUCCAUUCACUCUGCUAUCAACAGGACGCCUUCCCAUCUUCUCAAAGAGAUAAUCCUGGUGGAUGACAACAGCAAUAACAAUGAGCUAAAGGAGAAGCUGCAGGAUUUUGUUUCUGAAACCAACAGCCAGCAUCCAGGAUUCAUUAAGAUGGUGCGGCAUGCCAAGCAGGAGGGUCUGAUCCGGUCCAGAGUGAGCGGGUGGAGAGCUGCUACCGCCCCAGUCGUUGCCCUGUUUGAUGCCCACGUCGAGUUCAACGUCGGCUGGGCUGAACCCAUUCUGCAGAGAAUUAAAGAAGACAGAACCCGAAUCGUCUCACCAUCGUUUGACAACAUCAAGUACGACACGUUUGAGAUAGAGGAGUAUCCGCUGUCUGCCCAGGGCUUUGACUGGGAGCUGUGGUGUCGCUACCUCAACCCACCCAAGUCCUGGUGGCACAAGGGCAACAAGAGUGCACCGAUACAGUAA
This is a messenger RNA of Paralichthys olivaceus (Japanese flounder), 1320 nucleotides long. The record is from RefSeq and is a predicted model, not a curated record. NCBI's taxonomy places the organism in Eukaryota, Metazoa, Chordata, Actinopteri, Pleuronectiformes, Paralichthyidae.